AUGAGACCAAUUCGCGCCACCUGGUUGGCCCUGGUCAGCGUCGGCCUCCUCCUCGUCAUCGUCAGUAUUGCUCUGGGCGUCUGGUCUCUGAGCAUGGUCAACUGGACGCAGUCGACCGUGACCGCUGACGUUCCCGUCACGGACCCCGGCGAUAUCAACUUAUUCUCGCGCUACCGGGGCCUCUGGCAGCAGUGCGUCGCCUCGGAAAAUGCCUGUAAGUUGCUCGAAGCCUGCUCCGAAUCUCGGAGAAUUCGAGCUCCGUGGCUCAGCCAGCCAGCUGGCCUCGAAGGGAGCGGGUGGAAGGUCAAGCGGACUGGGAAAAUGGGUGUUUAG
Messenger RNA from Protopolystoma xenopodis, 333 nucleotides. The record is from the annotation of a GenBank genome assembly. NCBI's taxonomy places the organism in Eukaryota, Metazoa, Platyhelminthes, Monogenea, Polystomatidea, Polystomatidae.